Sabethes cyaneus is the source of this 3211-nucleotide messenger RNA. RefSeq names its product ataxin-1 (gene Atx-1). The coding region runs from base 527 to 3166 and encodes 879 amino acids. Gene Ontology annotation, biological process: regulation of DNA-templated transcription. The record is from RefSeq and is a predicted model, not a curated record. NCBI's taxonomy places the organism in Eukaryota, Metazoa, Arthropoda, Insecta, Diptera, Culicidae. The transcript has 5 exons. Gene Ontology annotation, molecular function: RNA binding; protein binding.
AUUGCCGCGCGGUGUGGAUCUGCAAAUAACCAAUCACGCGCUCUAGCCUUAGCCAGUGCAGAUCACUUUUAGACAUUUGUAUAAUAACAGGUCACGAGACGUCAAAGUGUAUAUCGCACAUGUUUAUAAAAAGCAAAAUCUCGGAAAUUUAAAAAUAUAGAGUUGUCUGGUUUGAAGGCGGAGGUGGUAAACCGGGAGAGUGUUUCGAUGGAAUUGCGUCAAUAGAAUUGAUUUUUAAUAAAUUCAAAUGUGGUUGCAUAUGUUUUAGUCAGAAAGUUGAACGCAGUAUUGAAGAAUCGUAAAGGCAUUUUCUAACUCAUAUUAGCAUUUGCAGAGUGUACUUUAGAAUUCUAGAAGUGAUCAAGGAAAAUAGUUUCGAGCAUUGAGUAGAAAUCAGUAUUUGUGCUUGUAUGGAAAUUCAUCAUUUACUUGCCGAAACUCAGCCACAAAUUUGUGUUCCUACAACGGAGACACAGCCGGUCGGCUGGAAGCGUCGGCGCUGCGACAUUCCGACAAAACACGGCAAAUGCUUUCUGCCGUGGAAAAUCUAGGAUCGGGCCGGGUUUAUCCCCAUCCGUUUCCAAGUACGGGUUCACCAUCACUGCUUGGACAGCUCCCAUUGUCGGCAACGGGCUUACCCUUGCUGGGACCCAACCUGGUCGAUAUGUCAGUGGCAGAAUUUGCACGACCUCACCCGAAACAACAGAGAUACAACGAAGCGCCUCGAAAUGGAUUACUAUCCUCAACGAGAACGAAAUACUCAGAUACGCCACAGUCACCUCAGGGUGGACCGGUGAACCUAGCCGUCAGCCCAAAUCUUCCAAACUCUCAUAGUUCUCAGGCGAUGAGUGCAGCCAAAUUGAAUCAAUUCAGUCAUGAAUUUCAUGAACGUGCUCUACAAGCUCGCGCGCACGCACAGCAGCAACAGCUUCAGCAUCAACAGCAACAGCAGCAACGCCAUCAAGAACAGCAAAAAGAAGCCGCUGCAGUUUCGGUAGCUGACAUAGGAAAACUGUACUCUCCCACCAAUUCCCGUUUGCCUUUUUUUUCCACUCCCUUGGAUACCAGUUCCUUUCCUAGUUUGAAUUAUGGAUUGUAUCCGUUUGGAUAUUCUGCGACACAUUUGGAUGCACGUAUGUUAGGUCGACCAACGUAUUUAACAGGUCAACGAGAUGCAUAUACUUCGUCAUCUUUCUUGGCUCCAAGUACAUUCAGUUCGUCUGAAAACAAGGCUAAAAUGUAUCCAUCAUCUACUUCCUUAUCUCAUUUAAAUAGCCAGAAUGGCUCAAAACCUACCUCUCUUUCGCAAAUACCUCAGGACAAAAUGCUCUCUGAUGAGAGGUGUCCAAAAAUGCCGCCAUCUCCUUUAUCGUCAGCUCUCAUAGGUACUUACACCGAUCGAGAACGAUCCCAUCUUAACGGGCUGACGGGUGCUCCAGAGCAUCCAUUACAUAACAAAUAUCUCGGCACACACCCGACCCAUUCAGAGAAAGAUAACAAACAAGACCAUAAACAACUGCAUCAGCACUCUAGUCAUCUUCAACAACUUCAACAGCAUCAAACUCCAUCUGGUUCUAUUGUAGCAGGAUCGCUCUCACAAGGGCACCAUUCUUAUCCUUCGCUACCUCCUUCAUCAGCACCUUUUGUACCUACGUCGUCUUCAACGUCAAUAUCGUCUUCCAACCAGCGUCAUCAUUCAAUGCCACACGCGUCAUCUUUAACGUCGCAUCCCCAUGGCAAUCAUCCACAUCAAUUAUCUCUAGAUGGUCAACGACUCGAGCAAAUUCCUUCAGAUAACGAAUUUAAGGUGCCAUCUGGAAAAGAAGGCUCAUUAAAGCAUCGAAUUCUAACGCGCCCUGUAAGUGAUCGCGAGGCAAGGCGACGAUCUCCAAUCACGAAAUCUACUACCAUUUUUAGACCAUUUGAGAACGGAUCAACUACAAACUUUACCAAGGGUGCAUUAAUUCAACUGGCGGGUGAAUGCAAGCGAGUGGAAGACGUUAGAACGGAAGACUUAGUACAAACGGCCGAAAAGUCGUCGGACCUAAGGCUGGCCGAAUCAACGGCGGUUAGAAUUACUCCACGUAACAAUAAUGUGAUAAUCACGUUUAGCUAUGACGACAACCGAUCCAGAAUUGACAUCGAAGCAGCUAUAGAGCAUCCAUUUUUCGUAUACGGACAAGGCUGGGCCUCGUGCAGUCCAGAGAAAUCAUUACAGCAAUUUGGCUUGAAGUGCCAGAGGCUGCAAGUUGGUGACAUUUGUCUCUCUCUUAUUUCCCGUGAUAAACCAAAAUCAAGCCAUUCCUCUUCCUCAUCUUCCUGUAUGUCAUAUAUGACGCUAACGCAGCCACAUGUAAGUCAUUACCAAUCGUCGAUACAGCAGCUACAUCAACAUGAUAUCAAUGGUAAUCAUCAAACGGCACUGCACCAUCAGUCGCCGUAUCCGAUUUCUCAUCAAGUCCAUCCACUGGAGAAUUUGCGUUUGGCCAGAGAAAGAGUUGAUCUUAACACCGGCCAGCCAGAAAAGCAGAAACAUCAGCAGUAUCUACCUCAAAACCUCUCCAGGAAAGCGCUUCCUCCAUCUAUGCCAAGUUCGGGUACGGUAACAUUGGCUACAUCCACAUCAUCCCGUUCAUCCGGGGUACCUCCGUAUAGCAGCCUCCCAUCUGUGCCAGUCUUUUCAACGCCAUUUUCUGCUGCUAAUUUGAGCCAACCCUACGAACAUAAACAUUUCCUCCCAAAAUCGUCAUCCGAUUCGCAGGCUUUAAAUUCUAGGUCGCCGGCAAAUAACUCUCACAGUUUCCGUGAUUCAAACGAUCAACCAGUUGCGAUGAUUAUAGACCGAUCUUCAAUUCCUACUUCCUCGUCGACGACACCAUAUACUUCUGUAAACUCACUGAUAUCUUCAACAUCAAUAUCGUCCUCCGUACUCAGUCCAAAUAGAGUGGUAACAAGCAGCACUUCAUUACCACCUACGAAUUUGGCCAACGAUAACGAUGAUGAUGGCGUAAUUGAUGCGUCAUUAUCUCGAAAACGGCGCUGGUCAGCACCAGAUAUGUGUGAAGAAAUUGAAGGAACGACACAUGAACAGCAGUUGGUGCAAUCAGGAACAUCGCAGGAAAAUUCGGCUCAGGUAUCGUCAGCUAAAAUACCCCAUGGUAAUUAAAGACCACGUAGUUUUAGGUAGUUUAACUACAAUUUCCAAAAAUAA